This is a messenger RNA of Coregonus clupeaformis (lake whitefish), 1708 nucleotides long. RefSeq names its product retinal homeobox protein Rx3-like. Gene Ontology annotation, molecular function: RNA polymerase II transcription regulatory region sequence-specific DNA binding; DNA-binding transcription factor activity, RNA polymerase II-specific. Lineage: Eukaryota; Metazoa; Chordata; Actinopteri; Salmoniformes; Salmonidae. The transcript has 5 exons. The coding region runs from base 237 to 1184 and encodes 315 amino acids. The record is from RefSeq and is a predicted model, not a curated record. Gene Ontology annotation, biological process: regulation of transcription by RNA polymerase II.
ACAGUAAACUUUACCCCUCCUCUUAAUGAUCAUAUGAUGCUGGCUAAACACAAUCUGCUUGACGAGGAAGAAAGGAGGAGGACAACUAGCUUACUCCCUUUACCUGACAGAAAGAAGUAAAGAACGACAGAGGGAGAGAAAGAGAGAGUUGCUUUGAAGGCAUAGGAAUAGACCAAGAACACACAACAGAAGACAACAGGAGCCUACAAGUACAAAGGAUUUUUAAAAGGGGGAGCAUGACUACUAUUCAAGUGACUGUGUAUGGACCAAAGAAACAGUGGAGAAAGAAUUCUAAUGGACAGCUCAAUUUGGAUAGAGGAGUGGACAUUACUGCGAGUCCUCCUAAAAAACUGUCCCACUCUAUCGAGGAGAUCCUGAAGAAGCCAUUCAGAGUGGGAGAAGAGAGGCGAAAGGGGCUAGGUGGAUGGUCUGUUAACAGACAGAAUGAAGAAUGCCCAUACCAACAUGUACAUACAGAAGGAACGUUUCAACACAGGGUGCGGCCACAGCAUGUGCACAUCGUCACUGACUGGAGAGGUGACCAUACUUCAUUUCACCACAACACAGAGGUCACAAGACUACACCCUGGAGAGUGCAACAUUGACCGCAUCUCCCCAGACCACAGUGGGGACUCCAGCAGCCACAGUAAUGGCUCCUGUAAGGAUAGUAUUGUUCAGGGCAGAGCAGGGAGAGAGGAGGGCCAGGACCAAGGCAGAACCCAGUGGGAGAGGAACAGCUGCCAGGCUCGUCAUGUGCAGAGGAGGAGAAGGAAGACCCGAACCAGCUUCACUACAGGUCAGGUGGAGAAGCUGGAGAAGGUGUUCCUGGAGACCCACUAUCCUGAUGUCCACAUCCGGGACACGCUGGCCUCUCAUCUGCAGCUCACUGAGGGAAGAGUACAGAUUUGGUUCCAGAACCGCAGAGCCAAAUGGAGGAAGACUGAGACGCUAAGGGACGUGAAAAUGAUGGCCAGAGACCAGUCCCCUAUAUGUACAUCCAAACCUGGGCUACUUUAUAGUAAGGGUGAAGAGGCUAUCUCUCUGUUUCCGUUGAAUGCUUACUCACUACGGUACGGGCCGUACCAACUACUACAAAAGCUUCACCCAGGGGGAUUUCCAUUCCAGCCUUUUCUACCUAUGUUGCCACACCUGCAUCACCAAGCUCUAUGCUCCCCCUGGAUCUGACAUUCAUUCCCCAUCCCAAUAGUCACUUUCAGUUGACACAAUGAACACUAAAGCAAUUCAUCUUCAAAGCUUUGUAAAUAGGAUGCAUCUGUAUGUUGUCAUCUGUGUCCGUGAUGAUGGAAUCAUGGUGCUGCUGUUGAAACUGAUGAAUGAAUUGAUAAUUGAGUAUUAUCUCGCACAGAUAAAGCAAUAUGGCUGAGUAAAGUGAAUGAAAUGUUUAUGUUUUUUAUCAACUCACUUCCACUUAUCCAGAUAUGUUGAUUGGAAUUGUAUAAUGAUAUUGUAAAUACAUGAAUACACAUACAUAAAUAAAUACUGUAAUACAUCUAAUUCCUAAUGAUUACAUUUGUGUUGUGGCUGUAUUUCUUAUGUGGCUGUGGUUCUGAAAAUCUUGUGUAACAUUGAUGUUAAGAAUAGUCCCUGUACACUAAAAUAGGCUCUGAAAGAUAAUCCCUAUUGUAGGACUUCUUAUGUACAGGUAUAAAUACAUGUGAAAGUGUACAUUUCCAUUAAUAAAGCUGGUA